CAACACAACAGGGUUAGUAGGUUAUACUUCGAUUGGAGCUAACUGCCCAGCAGAGAGGAAGGAAGAAGGAAGAAGAGGAGAUUCAUGGCGUCUGCGGCAGGUUCGACUGCGGCCGUCCCCUUCUGGAGGGCAGCGGGCAUGACUUACAUUAGCUACUCCAACAUCUGCGCGUCCCUCGUUCGGAGUUGCCUCAAGGAGCCUCACAAGACCGAGGCCCUAAAUCGUGAGAAAGUUCAUUUCGCCGUCUCCAAGUGGGCCGACGGCAAGGCUGAGAAACCCACCCUUCGCUCGGAUACGCCUGGAGAGUGAAAGGAGAGUGGAUUGGCUCUCAUGUCUUAAGAGGCAAUGCAGGCAAUGCAAAUCCGCCUCUAUGUGUUCUUGGAUUGGUUGAUUUAUUUUCUUGGGAGUUAAAAAAAAACAUCACCUAUUUUGGGUUUGGAAAGAUA
This is a messenger RNA of Telopea speciosissima, 446 nucleotides long. Its product is annotated as ATP synthase subunit epsilon, mitochondrial-like. The record is from RefSeq and is a predicted model, not a curated record. Gene Ontology annotation, molecular function: proton-transporting ATP synthase activity, rotational mechanism. NCBI's taxonomy places the organism in Eukaryota, Viridiplantae, Streptophyta, Magnoliopsida, Proteales, Proteaceae. Gene Ontology annotation, biological process: proton motive force-driven mitochondrial ATP synthesis. Gene Ontology annotation, cellular component: mitochondrial inner membrane. Bases 85 to 309 code for a protein of 74 amino acids. The transcript has 2 exons.